Messenger RNA from Varroa destructor (honeybee mite), 2655 nucleotides. RefSeq names its product apoptosis-linked gene 2-interacting protein X 1-like. The record is from RefSeq and is a predicted model, not a curated record. NCBI's taxonomy places the organism in Eukaryota, Metazoa, Arthropoda, Arachnida, Mesostigmata, Varroidae. Gene Ontology annotation, biological process: protein transport to vacuole involved in ubiquitin-dependent protein catabolic process via the multivesicular body sorting pathway. Gene Ontology annotation, cellular component: endosome.
AAAGUUGCUGGUUUAAGCCCAUCACUGCGCAUAUAGAUAUGAGACUUGUAGAUAAAACGAAGCUAUUUUAUUCUACCUGUUAUGUCGGUUGUUUGCUGCAUCGUAUGUCAAUGCAAAAUAAUUCGAUUUCCUACAAGCUAAUUGGACACCCGGCACCGAUUAUUGAAACCGCUCACAAAUUCAAUGCAGCGGACAAAUCUAGGGAUCCUCUGUAUUGACUUGAUUAUUAACACAAUAAAUAGGCAACCGUAUUACGCCAAUUAAGUUCCUCUUAGCUGACGUAUUUUGAUUUACGAAGGUUUGCAUUAUUUAUAUUAUUAUUAUUAUUAUUAUAUUGGUUAUCUCUUUAACUAUUCCGCAACUGCCAAGCAAGUUCCUUCGUUUUCAAUGCAGCUUGAAUUUUAGUGGUCAAAUCAGUGUACAAUUAUUUUCUAUAACUAAUUACAUUUAAAAAAUAGCUAUAUUUUUUAUGUAAUACAUUUACUUUCACUUAAUUUUCGAUAUACGCUUUUACAAACAAAUACCUUUUUCACCCCCUAUGUUUAACAAUUAAUGUUACGAUCAGCCUGCGUUUCUCGUUCUGCUAAUGUCUCCUUAUUUCACAACUAUACAGCGGUUAACCUGUUUCGUUGUUUUUCUCUGGCCGUACAAUUUGUUGUUUAAAAUCAUCAUUAUUUGCUGCUUCUGCUAAUAUCGCUAUUGUACAGUCAAUAUGGCAACAAAAACAGCACUGCAGCCGACAAUUCAGCCGCGUUCGAUCUCCUUCUUUCCAGGGACGUGGCAAGCUGUUACGGCGACGGUCAGCUGCCGCCCACUGCAACAAACACGCUUCCAUUGCAAAGGAGGUGUUUAACUGUAGCGCAUUUGCUUAGCCACCUAGUAUCACACGUCAUUAUCGUUGUAUCAGUGUCAUUGUGGACAGGAAAUUAUAGUCGUUGAUCUUCCGAAGAAACUUAAUGCAGUUUUUUUAUAUUUUAUUUGUUACUAUAUCACACUACUCUUACCAUAUCCAGCUAUACUAUAGACUGGAAGUAUGUAGUAAGCCAUUGCAUUUCGGGCGUUGUUUUGAGUGCGGCAGUAUCCCACAGUGAAUAAAGUUGAAAGACUGACUUUACACAACAGCGCGUCAUCAGAACAUUAAACAAAGUAGGAUAUAAUACCAGACCUCUAUACGAGUCAUCGAGCGAAAUAUAAGGAUCGUCACAGCUUGAGAGUCUUGUUUCUGUUCUCAGUACGUACAUAGACUGCUCGCGGAGGGAGCCAUUCUGACCAAGCGAAGUAUGAUGGCGGGUUUCCUGGCUAUUCCCGAGAAACGAACGGGUUCGGUGUCGCUGCAGGAUAAGCUCGGGGAUAUAUUUGCACCAUCGGUUGACGAAACGGUUUGCAACAAUUUUAGGGAUUCGCUCAAGAAGUUAGAUGGCCUUCGCAGUGAUGCCAUUUCAGGACACCAAAGGCUAGCUAGCGGUCUUUCUCUGGAAGAGGCGUUGUCUCGCUAUAUUGAUCAGUUGAAUUACCUCGAAGAGGCCAUUCCGAAACAACAUCUCCAAGUGCCAUUCACAUGGAAAAAUGCUUUUAGCAAUGGCACAAUCAUAACUUUCUACACGUUGUUUACCCAAUCAACAAUAUCGUUCGAGAAAAUAUGUUUGUUUUUCAAUCUGGCAGCAUAUCUGUCACAGCACGCAGCAGGUAAGGGCAAUCCAAAUGAAGAAGAGGGUCUACGAAAUGCGGCAAAGCUGUUUCAGAGAAGUGCGGGUAUAUUCCAAUACAUUCGUCACGCGAGUUCGGUAUCCACAGUGGAGGGUGUCACAACUGACUUGCAUAUUGGAACGCUUCAAGCGCUUGAGAAUCUUUGCCUGGCACAGGCGCAAGAGUGCUUCUAUCUUAAGGCAUUGCAGGACAAUAAGGCUUCUAGUGUCCUAGCUCGAUUGGCGCAGCGCGCCACGGAGUUGUACGAAACGGCAUGGAAGCAUAUGAAGAAGGAGCAUCCUUGCAGUUACCAGUGGGCUUAUGUAAUGCAGUUUAAAGAAGCAGCCUUUCGGGGCGCCACACAGUUCCAUCAGGCCGAUCAGGAUGGAAAAGACUGUCGAGUGAGCGACGAACUGGCUCGAUUGGACCUUGCCAUGGCAGCAUUCAGAGCUGCAAGUAAACAAGCAGAAAAUAUUACGAUAGUUGUUUUGGGGUCACACUGGAGGGAAAUGUACAAGAAUGCCCAAAUAACCCAUAAAAGACGACGCUAUGAAAACGAAUGUGUCUACAAGGAAAAAGUCACUUCGACUCAAGAAUUGCCGGCAGUUGACGGGGCCGCUCUCGCAAAGGCUAUUCCACCAGUAUUGCCUCUGACCCUGCAAGAAAAUCUAUUCGUUAAUCUGCCGCAGGAAUUUCGGGCACUUGUUGAAGUCACUGCGCUACCAGCGGACUAAUGUACCUAGUGGCACAUGAUGAAAAUAUGAAAGAACGGCGUUAUUGAACUAACAGAAAUGAUUUGUAGCCAGCCAUAAUCGCUUCUACAAAGAUAUGUUCAACGAUGUGAUAAUUGUCGAAAAACAGCUAGGGGUUACGCAGAUACCUUUUGCUGCAUGCACUGUACAAUAUUUACAUGUAAUUAUAUUUUUAAUGACAAAUAGAAAAAUAAAUACUAACCAUAUUUUCUGUUUA